Salvia splendens (bonfire salvia) is the source of this 1241-nucleotide messenger RNA. RefSeq names its product probable inactive receptor-like protein kinase At3g56050. NCBI's taxonomy places the organism in Eukaryota, Viridiplantae, Streptophyta, Magnoliopsida, Lamiales, Lamiaceae. Gene Ontology annotation, molecular function: protein kinase activity; ATP binding. Gene Ontology annotation, biological process: protein phosphorylation. The record is from RefSeq and is a predicted model, not a curated record.
AUGGUUAAGCUCAGAAGGCUAGCAAUUUCAUCUGAAUCAAAUUGUGGCAACUGGGACUUUGAGGUGAAAGAUGGCGUAUUCGUUGCCUCGGUGACAGCUGUGGUGAAGAGAGAGCAGAUCUGGCAACUCUGUCAUCAAAACUCCUCCUUCUCCUCUAUUGCUUCUGAUUUUACAGACGUAACUCUCAGUUUUUCAAGUCUCAGAUCUGUUUCCUCACCAUCUCCUCAACAUCCACUUCUAAUAAACGACUUUAUCAUCCAAGGUGUCCGAAAGCUCAAGAGAUCCGAACUCGAGGCUGCUUGUGAAGACUUUACCAACGUGAUUGGUUCAGCUUCGAAUUGUACUUUAUAUAAGGGCACGUUGUUGAGAGGAGUUGAGAUAGCAGUCACUUCCGUUGCCAUGUCAUCUGAGAAGGACUGGUCUAGCAAUCUCGAAAGCCAGUUCAGAAAGAGGAUUGACUCGCUAUCGAAAGUGAAUCACAAGAACUUCGUCAGCCUACUCGGUUUCUGUGAGGAGCAGGCGCCCUUCACGAGAAUGAUGGUUUUCGAGUAUGCUCCCAACGGGACUCUGUUCGAGCACAUUCACAUAAAAGAAGCCGAACACUUGGACUGGACAACGCGACUGAGAAUCGCGAUGGGAAUCGCGUACUGCCUCGAGCAUAUGCACCAAUUAACACCUCCAUUAGCCCACAAAAGCCUGACCUCCUCGUGUAUCUGUCUAACCGAAGACUACGCUGCCAAAGUGUCGGACAUCGCCUUCUGGGAUGAGGGCGCUGCAGCAGCAGAGAGGCAAACGGAUCCACAGAGCAACGUCUACAGCUUUGGCGUGAUACUGUUUGAGAUGAUCACGGGCAGGCUCCCGUACACCGCGGGUAGUGACACUCUCGAAGACUGGGCGUCGGACUACCUCAGGAGAACGCAACCGCUGAGGGAAAUGGUUGACCCGACUUUGGGAACGUAUUGGGAAGAUCAGGUCGAAGAGAUCGGUGAGGUGAUCAGGUGGUGCGCGGAUGAGAGGCCAUCCAUGAAAGAGGUGUGCACGAGGCUGAGAGUGAUCACCGGGAUAGGGCCGGACGAGGCCGUCCCGAAACUGUCGCCCCUGUGGUGGGAGGAGCUUGAGAUUCUGUCGACUGAGGCCAACUAAGGUGGAGAUGGAAUUGUAACAGAAAAAUGAGACAUAUUGAUUUUCUUUAUUGUAUAUAACUUUUGAUUUCAAUUAUUGUUAGGUAUAUUCAUUGUUAA